This is a messenger RNA of Moneuplotes crassus, 2911 nucleotides long. Lineage: Eukaryota; Ciliophora; Spirotrichea; Euplotida; Euplotidae. The record is from the annotation of a GenBank genome assembly.
AUGGCUAUAUGAACAUCUGCUCAAAAACAUUCUCUCUGAAUACUUCUGAGGAAGAACUUAAUAAUACUAUGGAAAUCUAAGAGACUUCUUCUAUUUUUCUUUCUUGCACCUAUACUUGCUUGUGGGUUCUUAGUCUACAUCCAAAUGGUAAUGAACAAGCUUAUAAAACAUGAGGAGCCAGAGCCUGGAGUUAUUGGAUCCUACAAACUUCCAAGAUGACAGCCAGAAGAAGACUGAAUAACUGUUGGAUUCAGCAUAGUUGAUCCUACUCUUGAAGAAGAUGAGCAUAACUGUAUUCCCUCAUUUUAUGAAGGGAAUCUAAGAAAUGUAUGAAUUAUGCCUCAUAUUUCCUUUGAGGAAUAUAUCAGGACACAUCAAACUGCACAGUGGGUCAAUCAUACACUUCAUUAUGUGGCUCAAACAAAUGGGUUGAAAUUUGGGACUGAUAUCCAGCAGAUAACCAUUGGUAGAUCUUCCAGGAUUAAGGAUUACUUCUUGAAUAACUGAAACAAAACUAGUUUUGGCAUAGCAUUUUGUAUGACGUAUUGGGACAGUAAAUAUGUCAAUAUUCCUUGUCACUACGGAGAUGCAAGUAAUUCUGAUAGAGAAAUGAUGUUCUACUCAUUAAUAUUUAACUCUACCCUUGCCAGUGAGAGCUUAGUUGAAAACUCCACUGAUACAAUGAUGCAUGAUAAGGACCUACUGAGGUUGAAGCAAAGUGUGGAUAAUGGGAUUCUGGACUAUUUGUCUAACAAAAAUGGCCAAGAGGCAUCUCCACGGAUAAAUAUUUCUUCAAGUCAUUACCCAACACCUGUAGAUAGGUUUAUUGAAGGCCUAAAUGUUACUGCAUUUAUGGGGUCAUAUUGGUUCAAUCUUCCUUGCAUCAUCAGCUUCCUAGCAAUAGUUAUUUUAGUAAUCAAUGAGAAAGAGCAUAAACUGAGACAAGGUUUGAACGUAAUUGGUGUUUCUCAUAAGCUAUAUUGGGCUCAUUGGGUGAUUACUGGAAUGGGCCUGUCAUUGAUAAAUACCCUCACUCUUAUCAUAUCAGGAAUUGCUUUCAGAGUGGAGUUUUUCUAUAACACUAACUUUAUGAUUUUAUUCAUAAUGUUAUUCAUAUAUAAUCAAUGAUUGUGCUUCACUGGAUUCACUCUGUGUACCUUGGCUCCGUCAAAAAUAGUAGCUUAUACCUUAUGUUAUUCGAUAAUUCUUGCAGCAUUGUUGAUACAGUUUGCUUUCUCAUUUGAUUCUAUUGUUCUGGUGCUGUUCUUCGCAGAAGGGACUUCUAUUAUUGUAAAAAUAAUAAGAACAAUCUUAUUUUUGGUCUAUCCUCCAUUCACUUAUGGCAUCCUAUUCAUGCAGAUUAUGAGAGUUGCUACUAUGCAUUUUAAUAGUAAUUAUCAAAGUUUUGUCCCAGGAAAAUUUUUCUCUUGGGGAGAUUUGUUAUUUGAAGAGCAAGAUGCGAUUGUCACAGGGCUCAAGUAUCAUGUUAUCAGCCCUCUUGCCUCUUUUGGGUUCCUCCUUUUCAAUUUGGUGCUUUAUAUGACUCUGACUUGGUACUUUGAUCACGUGGUUACUAGUAACAGAGGGGUCAUUUAUUCCAAACUCUUCUGAUGCCGAAAAAGUUAUUGGAAGAAACUGUGCAAAAAUAACAAAGAUGACUUCUACAGAAGAUACUCUACAGAUGAUGAUAGCAGUGAAAUUGAAAUCCGAAAGGAGACUUCUUCUAACCAAGUCGCUAUUGAUAUCAAAGGGCUCACAAAGACUUAUAAAUAUUGUGUUUGCUCAAGAAAUUUUAGGAGAGUCUGUUCAGCUGUUAAGCCUACUACUCUCCAAAUUUUUGAAAAGGAACUGUUCUGUAUUCUUGGCCAUAAUGGGGCAGGGAAGUCUACGCUUAUAAACAUGCUUAUAGGUAUUCUCCCUCCUACUAGUAACACAGCAACACUACUGGGACUUGAUAUCCUUGAAGAUAUCGAAGAUGCUCGAAGAUAUUUAGGAGUUGUUCCCCAAUUUGAUAUCCUUUGGGAAAAUCUGACUGUAAACCAAAACAUGGAGAUCUACUGCGGCCUCAAAAAUGUGGACCCAAAGGUCACAAUCCCAGAAAAGCUUGUUGCAGUGAAUCUCUCUGACUGAAGGACUCUCUUGGUAAAGCAGAUGUCCGGAGGUAUGAAAAGAAGACUUUCUCUUGCAAUGAGCCUAAUCGGGAAUCCUAAAAUUAUUUUCAUGGAUGAGCCGACUUCAGGAAUGGACCCAGUGAUUAGAAAGCAAGUCUGGGAAGUCAUCAGGGAAAUUAAGAAAAACUGUACGAUUGUACUAACCACACACUCAAUGGAAGAAGCUGAAGUCCUGAGCGAUAGAGUUGGCAUCAUGGUCAGUGGGAAAUUUGAAGCAGUUGACACUUCUUUGGGUCUUAAGAAACGGUACAAUGAAGGAUAUAAACUUAAUUUGAUAGUUCAGAGAAAGAAUAGCGAAGAAGUAGUGGAGCUUAUUCAGGAUAUUAUACCUGAUUGACUGCUUCUAAGUCAAAAAGGAGAGUGUUUGAUAUUUACUUUGAAACAAGAAGAAUUAACUGAAGUGGUAAAUGAUCUGGAUAGAAGAGAGUUUGUUUCCCUGAUGCAAAAGGAUAGGAUUUCUUUAGAAUACCACAACAAAAAGAUAGAGAGGUUAAGCAGGUUAAUAACUCAAUUUGCUAUCUCUCAGUCAACUUUAGAAGAGGUCUUCACAAUUAUCAACAAACCUCUUAAGCCAAAGAUACAAGCUCAAGACACUACAUUCACCACAAUAGAUGACAAUAAGUAUUAAAACAUUCAAUUUUGCUCCUUCCUCAAACCACACCUAAAGUUCCUAACCUUCAAAAUUCACCUGAAACCCCACCCUAGGUCCACCUGGCGAUUCUAUUUACUCUAAAAUCCUU